UUGAGAAGACCACCAUUCCAGCUAGUACACCAUCUUCUACAGCCAAAACCGAAACAACAACUAUUGUAACAACUACCAGCCCUGAAACUACGACAUUGGUGCCAGACUGUGACCACUUCGAUCCUCCAAGAAAGAAUGGUGAAUCUUGGAGUGUUGACAACUGUACCAAAGCAACAUGCACCCACGGUUCUGCUGUCUUGACGCCAAAGGAGUGUGAGCCAGUGAAAUCAGUCGUUUGUGAGAACGGACAUUCCCCAGUUAAGGUCUAUGAUGAGUCUGGAUGCUGCUUCCAGUAUGAAUGUCAAUACUGCUUGGGGCCUAAUGACACGACCAAACAGCCAGGCGAGAAGUGGGAGAGCAACUGCCAGGAGUGUGAGUGUCCCAUGAACUCCACCACUCCCCUCUGUAAACCUGUGGAGUGUUCAAUCAAGCCAAACAAAACCUGCGAGAAGGCUGGUCAGGUGCCCGUGGUCGAGAUUGUGGACUGCUGCGAGAAGGUCACAUGUGAAUGUGAUGUGGACACAUGCCCACAGACAAGCCACACCUGCUCCGAAGGGUUCCAGCCAAUAGUAACUACCCCAAAAGGAAGCUGCUGUCCUGAAUAUGACUGCCAGCCCAAGCCUGUCUGUGUCUACAAUAAAACAGAAUAUCAGCCAGGAGCAGUUGUUCCCUCAGACAAGUGCGAGGAUUGCAAAUGUGGCUCCACUGUAGAUCCGGACACUAAACUCCAUUCUGUCGAGUGCACCCCAGUGAAGUGUGAUGAGAGCUGCAAGCUGGGCUCUGAAUACGAGGCUGUGCCCGGUGAGUGUUGUGGCAAGUGUGUGGAGAAGAACUGUGUUGUUAUGUUACCUGGCAACACAACACAAAUCCUUGAGCCCGGCCAGAUCUGGACACCUCCAAAUGACAAGUGUUCAAAGUACAAAUGUGAGAAGAUAGAGGAUCAGCUGGUUCCUGUUGAAGUGAAAAUGGUCUGCCCUGAAUUCAACCCAGAGAACUGCAUUCCUGGCACUGAAAAAACUGAUGAAGAUGGAUGUUGCGAAACCUGUACUCCACAUGAGGACUGCAAAGUCAUGAAGAACAGCACUCACCUGGAGAAAAAUGGCUGCAAGACCACAGAGCCUGUGGAAGUCAACUCCUGCGAAGGCAACUGCGCAACCUCCUCCAUGUACUCUGUGGAGGCUAAUUCUAUGGUUCACGCAUGCUCCUGUUGUCAAGAGAUGUCCACAAGCAGCAAGGAGGUGGAGAUGGCCUGCCCAGAUGGGACAAAGAUCAGCUACACCUACACUUACGUUGAAACAUGUGGCUGCAAGCCCUUGGAGUGCCCUGAGGAAAAAUCUUCCCAGAAAGUAUCACGGCGAAGGCGUCGAUGAACCAACGGACAGAUUCAUGGCCGCCACUCCUCUGAUGAUCAUUCCUCUGGUUGACCGUAUAAAGACUAUACAAUUCUCCCAAUAGAAAAAUGUUAGGUUUAGGCUUAUUAGGGUCAGCUGUAAAACAUAGUGUGUUUUUUCUUUCUUUCUGUUGGUUUUUAAAGGCAAGACUUCAUUUUAAUCUCAUUUAACUUUUAUUUAAUAUACAUCUGAAUUAGCUCAGAUGGUGAGUGAUGUUUCAGUUUUUGAAUGGAAUGGGUUUAACAUUAAAUACCGGGAAGAAAUAGGGGGAUUAUCACUGCAUUAUAGUGUCUAUCUUAGCUUUAACCGUUUAUAGAAUAUAGCUGCUUAUAGAAGGGUGUUUCUGUUCUUACCUGUAUUAACCUCUUAAUAAACUGUAGCAAUUGAAAUGA
Molecule: messenger RNA, 1783 nt
Organism: Anguilla rostrata (American eel)
Lineage: Eukaryota; Metazoa; Chordata; Actinopteri; Anguilliformes; Anguillidae
Product: intestinal mucin-like protein
Exons: 12
Coding region: 384-1370 (328 amino acids)
Molecular function (GO): protein binding
Source: RefSeq, a predicted model, not a curated record